UGGAACUCGCAAACGGCGUGGUGUGGAAAGUUUUUCUUCCAUUACGAAGAGCACAAUUUUGGGCUGUUUUUAGGGAGUCGACUGACGUUUUUCUACCGGACCAGUGUUCAAGUUUGUUCAGACGUAGCCCGAGAGCUAGGAGGAUGGCAUCAACAAGCAACGUGCAGAGUUUGGGUGACGCCAGGAGAAAUGUUAAGAGGAAUGGUUCUGUGCAACUUAGCAGUAGCAGAGAUACGGGCUACAAGUGUGAGGAGUGCAGCAAACAGUUCAGUCAGCUGGGUCAUCUAAAGAAACACAUGAGGACUCACACAGGGGAGAAACCUUACAAAUGUGAGGAGUGCAGCAAGCAGUUCAGUGACCGGAGGGAUCUGAAGACACAUAUGCGGACUCACACAGGGGAGAAACCCUACAAGUGUGAGGAGUGCAGCAGCCAGUUUAGGCAGCUGAGUCAUCUAAAGACUCACAUGAAAUCUCACACUGGGGAGAAACCCUACAGGUGUGAGGAGUGUAGCAAACAGUUCAGUCAGCUGAGUCAUCUAAAGAGACACAUGCGGACUCACGCAGGGGAGAAACCCUACAAGUGUGAGGAGUGCAGCAAACAGUUCACUGAGCUGGGUAAUCUGAAGAGACACAUGCAGACUCACACAGGGCACAAACCGUACAGGUGUGAGGAGUGCAGCAGGCAGUUUAGUGAGCUGGGUAAUCUGAAGAAACACAUGCUGACUCACACAGGGGAGAAACCCUACAGGUGUGAGGAGUGCAGCAGGCAGUUCAGUCAGCUGGGUCAUCUAAAGACUCACAUGCGGACCCACACAGGGGAGAAACCCUACAGGUGUGAGGAGUGCAGCAAGCAGUUUAGUGAGCCGGGUCAUCUAAAAAGACACAUGAAAACUCACACAGGGGAGAAACCCUACAGGUGUGAGGAGUGCAGCAGGCAGUUUAGUGAGCUGGGCCUUCUGAAGAGACAUAUGCGGACUCACACAGGGGAGAAACCCUACCGAUGUGAGGAGUGCAGCAGGCAGUUCAGUCUGCUGGGCGAUCUGAAGAAACACAUGCGUACUCACACAGGGGAGAAGCCCUACAGGUGUGAGGAGUGCAGCAGGCAGUUCAGUAGGCUCCAUCAUCUAAAGGGACACAUGCAAACUCACGCAGGGGAGAAGCCCUACAGGUGUGAGGAGUGUAGCAGGCAGUUCAGUAGGCUCCAUCAUCUAAAGGGACACAUGCAAACUCACGCAGGGGAGAAACCCUACAGGUGUGAGGAGUGUAGCAGGCAGUUCAGUACGCUGAGUAACCUGAAGACUCAUAUGCGAACUCACACUGGAGAGAAACCCUACACGUGUGAGGAGUGCAGCAGACAGUUUAGUAUUUUGGGUGAUUUAAAAAAUCACAUGCAGACUCACACAGGAGAGAAACCCUACAAGUGUGAGGAGUGCAGCAGGCAAUUCAGUCGACUGGGAAGUCUUAGAAGGCACAUGCAAACUCACAAAUAAGAAAGCCCUGGACCAGGAGUGUGAAAUAGAGAUGUUGGUCACAACUUUCAAAUUUUGAAGAUUACCUGUAAACAUGGCUCAUUUCUUACUUUUUUUCACAUUUUGUUACUAGUUUAGUAGUAUAGCCAGUUUUCUGAUUGUAACUCCAUGUACAUACUUCUACGGUAACAUCUCGUCCAAUGAUCUUGCUAAGAAAUGUAAUACUUUUAUUUACGUGUUGAUUUCUUAUCUGAAGUUCCCUACCUUUGAUUAGUUAGAAAGGGUUUGUUCUUUAAGACUUUAUUAAACUUUGUUUUUGUCAUUGCACAUGCUCUUUUGUAAAAUGCCAAGUUAGUCCAUUUAGUGUGGAAUAACGGCUCAAGUUUCAGAAGUUCUAUAUUUCUAUAUUUUAGGCUUGUAAGUUACCUGUAACCUUGGUAACAAUAGAACUAGUCUAGUGAAAGCAGCUGUGUGAAAAAGACUUGUUUUGUCACUACUAACAACUUGUGAUCUUUAGAUAGUUUGUUGUACUAAUUUAUAUUUACCUUAGUGUUAGUGUUAUCAGGGUAAGGUUAUCAGGUACCUUAUACUUGCAAGUUUAAAUGUUUUUUAGGGGUAUCAGAAGCUGUUUAUCUUGGUGUGAAUUUAUCUUGAUAAUUCACAUUGUAAUGGUAGUGUUAUUUUAGGUUUUAUUGUUCGGAGACUGUUCUUGUUUUUUAUAGUUAUUUGUUUUGUUCAAUAAAGUUGUUUGAUGCACAUUUGUUUGGCAA
This is a messenger RNA of Branchiostoma floridae (Florida lancelet), 2239 nucleotides long. RefSeq names its product zinc finger protein 678-like. Gene Ontology annotation, cellular component: nucleus. The transcript is spliced from 3 exons. The record is from RefSeq and is a predicted model, not a curated record. Gene Ontology annotation, molecular function: RNA polymerase II cis-regulatory region sequence-specific DNA binding; DNA-binding transcription factor activity, RNA polymerase II-specific. NCBI's taxonomy places the organism in Eukaryota, Metazoa, Chordata, Leptocardii, Amphioxiformes, Branchiostomatidae. The coding region runs from base 144 to 1490 and encodes 448 amino acids. Gene Ontology annotation, biological process: central nervous system development; regulation of transcription by RNA polymerase II.